CAUUUUAAUUGUCAUGGCCAGUAAUACUGACAGUUCCUCUGUGUUUAACUUGUGAGACGGAUGGUUCGGGAUUUUAUGGGAACGUAUAGCCCUGAAUAUUAUCCGUAUUAAAACAAUAUUUAUUAAAAAAAAUUGUGAUUGUAUCCUUCAUUGGAUUAUUUCGAAAUUCGCAGAGGAACUAUUUUCGGAAUGAAUUGUAAGUGUUUAUUUAAUGUCUUGUAUUUCUCAACUUUCGUUCUACUUUCUGCUUCACGAUAUGGAAUUGAAUACAGCAGUGAGCCAAGCGCUUGUGUGACAUGUUUGAACAAUAAGACGUGCCUUGCGCCUGACUGUUUUUGUUGUAGAGAUGAAUUAAGACUGCCAAUUUCUAAAAGAGAUAUACCUCAAAUAGUUUUCUUUACAUUUGAUGAUGCUUUGACUGACUCGGCUACAAAAUUUUAUCAUCGACUAUUCAAUGAAUCCAGAAAAAAUCCGAAUGGAUGUCCGAUAUCCAUGACAUUGUUUGUUUCUCAUCACGAUACCAAAUAUAAUAAUGUAAACCAUUUGUAUAGAAAAGGAAUGGAAAUAGCUGCUCAUAGUGUAUCUCAUGCUCAUAUGAGUAAUGAAAAUUUUAUGAGGGAAGCUAAAAACCAAAAACGAAAUUUAGCAACACUUGGUGGAGUGCCCGAGAACGAAAUUGUUGGCUGGAGAAGUCCAUUCUUGGAACCAGUCGGUGAUAUGCAACCACACGCUCUUAAGACCCUUGGAUAUACUUACGAUGCGACAUUGACUUAUAGCAAACGUUCGCUCAAAGAUAAAGCGCCAACUCCCUUUACCUUAGACUUUGGUUGGCCAUAUGACUGUAAGGUCAAACCUUGUCCAAAACGGCGCCAUUUUGGAUUCUGGGAAGUACCAGUUGUUUCUUUGUUGGAUUAUUUACACAAAUAUGAUUGUGUUUAUGUUGAUGGAUGUAACAACCCGCCACCAGACGAAUCGUCUGCCUAUCAGUUUUUAAUGGAUAACUUUAAUAGCUAUCAUUCAAAGAAUCGUGUGCCUUUUGGAAUUAACAUGCAUCCGUCUUGGUUUUAUAUUCCUGCAAGAUUAAACGCAAUGGACCGUUUUAUUCAGACAUUGUCAAAAAUGGAUGACGUUUUCAUUGUAUCAGUGAAAAAGAUGAUUGAUUGGCUUAAAAAUCCUAUUGGAUUAUCUCAGAUCAAUACCUUUCAACCAUGGCAAUGUCAAAACAAUAACAUGGCUCACAAUUCACAUCAGUCACGCAACAAUCAAAAACCAAAACCCGCAUGGAACAGACAAUCAGACCCAGUCACACGCAGGAGAAACUACAUUAGAGCGCGACUCGAAAAAAUACAAGCAAUGCGAAAACAAUCUCAAAAACAGCAUUCGGACGAUUUAACGAGACUUCAUCAUUCCAAUGAAGCAAGAAAGAAAUGGUGGAGUCAUGAUUCUGCCAGAUACGAAGCAAGUCAUAUUCCAGCCAGACACGAAGCAAGUCAUGUUCCAGCCAGACACGAAGAAACUCAUGUUCCAAAGCCAACAAAACCAGCCGCUAUUGCACCCUGGGUACACAGAAGACAUGACAGACCCGUAAAACAAAAUGCAAGAAGACCUAUGAUUAUAAAAACAAGUCCUACUGCUCAAGUUGUUGCCGAAGUACCUUUUUGGAAAAGGAAGCACAAAACAAACGUCUCACCUAUAAAACAGAAUGAAGAAGUUGCAUGGUGGGAAAAAGCUAUACCGAGAACAAGAAGUUCAAAAGUAGAGAUCGCCAAAAAGAAAGAGUUAAUGAAAACAGAAGAAACAGAAAAUCAUGCAAAACACAGUAUGUCUUCUGAUUAUCCUGUAAGUUUUAUCAGUUCUAAGGAUGGUCGACAGAAAUCACAAGAAUCGUUAAGUGAGAACAAAAUACCUCGUACCGUGGAAAUAAUAUCAGCUAGCUUUCCGUCUCCCCCAAAAGUAGACUUUAAGAAACAGCUGAAAGAACAGGAAUUGAAACAACAACAAAUUAUUGAAAAACAAAAAGAAAUGCAGAAACGUCAACUAAAACUUCAAAUAGAACAAUUAAAAAACAACAACGAAAAAGUGUUCAAAAAGCAAAAAGCAGAAGAGGAUAAAAGAAUGAGGAAUAUUGAACAAAAACAUAGUUUAGUAUUAAACAAACAACAACCCUUUAAUAUGGGUGAAGUAAUAGACACAAAAUUCAAAAAUCCAGCUUCAAAAGUUAUAAUUACAACAGUGUCAGAAGCUUUUGACAAAAUAACGAGCACGAAGUCUCCCAGUGAGGAUAAGUUUUCAUUAAUUGCAGACAAAAACGACAAGUUGGAUCCAUGGACAAGAUUUGUUCAGUUUAUUAUAAGGAAUAAACCAUGAGGAUACUAUAGUAUGCUCUAACAUGUUGUGUUAACAAGGUAUUGGUAUUCAAUAUAUGGGUCUUGGAU
This is a messenger RNA of Mytilus trossulus (common blue mussel), 2435 nucleotides long. RefSeq lists its product as uncharacterized. The coding region runs from base 190 to 2367 and encodes 725 amino acids. Gene Ontology annotation, biological process: carbohydrate metabolic process. The transcript has a single exon. The record is from RefSeq and is a predicted model, not a curated record. Lineage: Eukaryota; Metazoa; Mollusca; Bivalvia; Mytilida; Mytilidae. Gene Ontology annotation, molecular function: hydrolase activity, acting on carbon-nitrogen (but not peptide) bonds.